Messenger RNA from Pichia kudriavzevii, 717 nucleotides. RefSeq lists its product as uncharacterized. The record is from RefSeq and is a predicted model, not a curated record. The coding region runs from base 1 to 717 and encodes 238 amino acids. Gene Ontology annotation, molecular function: ribonuclease MRP activity. Gene Ontology annotation, cellular component: nucleolar ribonuclease P complex; cytosol; ribonuclease MRP complex. Gene Ontology annotation, biological process: rRNA processing; nuclear-transcribed mRNA catabolic process, RNase MRP-dependent; tRNA processing. NCBI's taxonomy places the organism in Eukaryota, Fungi, Ascomycota, Pichiomycetes, Pichiales, Pichiaceae. The transcript has a single exon.
AUGAGCUCAUUGAAAGGCCAAGAAGUUCAAAAGAAAGCUAUCUUUAAACCAUUACUAUCAAAUCCCUAUACUUGUCGUAAUAAAUGGCCUACAGUGGAUCAUCAAUUACAGAAGGAUCUACUAACUGCACUGGAAUCAAACGUCUUAGAAUCCAUAAAAACUUGGAAUAGUCUAACUCGAGAGGAAAAAAGAAAACAUCCAGAACUAAAAACAAAUGAUGCAAAUGAUAUUCUUACCGGGUUCAAUUCUAUCAUGAAAUGCCUUGAAACUCAGAUUCAAUCAAUUAUUAAGAAACAAACAAUUGAAAAUAGGAUCAAAGUUCUCUUUGUCUGCAAAUUAGAUAUAUCAUGUAAAUUACUAUAUCUCCAUUUACCAACAGUUUGCGCUUUGGCUAAUGUUAAGUUAGUGUCGAUGCCUAAGGGGUCUAGUAAAAGACUAUCAAAUGCUUUGGGAUUGAAAAAUGAAGUACAACUAUUAGCAAUUCGUGAAAAUUUAUACAAUAAAAAUAAAUUUCUGUCAUUGUCUGUUGAUUCUCAAGUUGAGGACUUGAGUGUUGGUUUUAUCGAGAACAUAAAAAAUCCAAAGCUCGAUAUGGAUGUCAAAUACGUCUUGACUGAAAUGCCAAUUGUGAAAAAGAAUAAUCAUAACAACAAUAACAAAAACAAGAUAAAGAAGAGCAACAAUAAUAGCCAUAAUAAUAAUAGUAAGGAUACUUAA